AUUCACAGUGCAACGUAAGUUCUUUUCUUCUUUUUUUUCGAAAAAACAACUUUGUUUGAGAAGAACAAGACAUGUCUCGUCUGGUUCUUGCCUCCUUCCUUCUUUUGGCAAUUUUCUCCAUGCUUGUUGGAGGAUUUGGAGGAUUUGGAGGAUUUGGAGGACUUGGAGGACGUGGUAAAUGUCCAAGCAAUGAGAUCUUCAGUAGAUGCGAUGGACGGUGCCAACGUUUUUGCCCCAAUGUUGUUCCUAAACCUUUAUGCAUCAAGAUAUGUGCACCAGGAUGUGUAUGUAGACUUGGUUAUUUAAGGAAUAAAAAGAAGGUAUGCGUUCCGCGAUCUAAAUGCGGAUGACUUUUAUAAUUAUUUCAUGAUUAUUUUAUGAUUGUUUAACAAUUAUUGUAUUGUAUUUUAUCAUUCAUAAAAAUUGUUAUGUUAUUAUUUUAUCAGUAAAUAUAUAUAUAUUAUUUUCAUUAUUCAUUUUAAUAAAAGAUGAAUGGAAUAAUGUCAAGU
This is a messenger RNA of Apis mellifera (honey bee), 509 nucleotides long. RefSeq names its product venom allergen Api m 6. NCBI's taxonomy places the organism in Eukaryota, Metazoa, Arthropoda, Insecta, Hymenoptera, Apidae. The transcript has 3 exons. The record is from RefSeq and is marked validated. The coding region runs from base 72 to 350 and encodes 92 amino acids.